AUGAAUAAAGGAUAUAUUAAGAUUACUUUGGCACUUUUAAGUCUCGCAGGAUAUACGCAAAAUGUAGCAUUUGCAAGCGAACAUGAUGCAGAUGUUACUAUUAAGACCAGCCCCGCACGCCAAAAAACAAUAUUUGAGGAAUUCCCAAACUUGGUAUGUGAAGACAUUGAUGAAGCUUUAUUAGCAAUAGAUCAUAUAAUAGAAGCUUCAGAACUUUUAAUAAAACUUUCCAAGACUGGUAUAGACGAUUAUUCGUCCUAUUCUACAGAAAAUGGAGACAAAACUAUAUAUUCUAAGAAAAUUGGAAAUAUAGAUAUUGGAAGACUUCAUCUUACGAUCCCAUCUACCUCUAACUACUCUAACUUAUUAAAGAAACUCUGGGAUUUCAAUGAUAACAAAAAACCCGAUGAAAAGUUUAUUAAUGGAAAUCUUGUUCGUGUAUACUGCAAAUAUUUAAUCCUGCUUGAAAAACUUAACAUAGAUCCUAAUUAUACACCCCUCACAAAAAAAUAUGCUUUAGCCGCAAAAGUUAAACAUUCAAAUGACACAGCUGUAAUUGUAUAUUCUUCAAGGCCUCUAAAUUAUCUCGGUAAAUUCGAUGAUGAACCUAAUAUGAAAGAAAUAUUAGAAAAUACACAAUCAAUCGAAACUGACGUUGAUCCUGAGGAAGCAUUAACCAAAUUUGGUACUAACAUAGCCGGAUUUGUAAUUAAAAAAGGGGACAAAGAUCAAGUUGAUGUUACAUAUAUCAACGCUAUUUAUGAUGGUGGAAAUUCUACCGACUUUGACAACGAUAAAAGAGAGAGAGGAAUUGCAUAUACAAAUAUCCUAAGCUUAGCACAACGCAUUUGA
Plasmodium yoelii is the source of this 852-nucleotide messenger RNA. RefSeq names its product fam-a protein. The record is from RefSeq and is a predicted model, not a curated record. Bases 1 to 852 code for a protein of 283 amino acids. Lineage: Eukaryota; Apicomplexa; Aconoidasida; Haemosporida; Plasmodiidae. The transcript is spliced from 6 exons.